AUGACGAAAAAAGGACACGAAUACAUUCAAUUAUCAACAUUUCCACAACACGAACAAGAACACGAACAAGAACAAGAACCCGAAUCAAGUUCAACAACAUCCCCUGGACCACCACCAAAGCUAUAUCAAGGGAAACUUACAGAUUCACAAUUAACAUUUGUACUUUUACGAUUAGGUGUAAUUAGUGAUGAAGUUUAUCAUAAUCAUAAUCAUAAUUUUUCAUUAUUGGAAUCUGAUAUUCAUAUUUCUAAACAAACAGAAUAUAUUAUUGAUAAAAUUGAACAAUUAUCUAUAACAGAAGCAACUGAAAUUAUUCGUGAAGCAUUAGUAGAUCAUAAAGGAGAUGUUAAUUUUUUAAUUGAAGAUUAUCAAUUAUUAGAAAGAUUAAUUAGUCAAAUCCCCAACAAUAUUGAAUGUCAAGAUCAAGAAAUUACUACUACUACUACCACAAUUAAAAAUGACAAUAAUCUUGAUGAAUUUUCUGAUAUAAAAUAUCCAAUUCAAUCAUCAUCACCCUUUAAGAACAAGACUUAUUUAACUAUAAUUGAUUGGUCAUUACAAAUUCGAUUAGAAGCAGCAUUAAUUCAUUAUCAUUCACCAUAUCCAGAAAUACGAGCCAUUACUGAUCCAUUUGAUGAUCCAACUAUUCCUGUUGAAACAUUUAGAGCUUAUUUUAUUGCAUUAUUUUGGACACUUAUUGGAUCAUUAAUUAAUAGUUUUUUUUAUCAAAGAAUGCCUGGUAUAUCAUUAAGUACUCAUACUAUACAAAUUUUAUUAUUACUUAGUGGGAAAAUUUGGGAAAAAUUAAUUCCUAAAAAUAAAUUCAUUAAGAUUAAUAAUAAUUGGAAAAUUAAUUUAAAUCCUGGUCCAUGGAAUUUUAAAGAAAUGAUGUUAAGUACAAUAAUUUAUCUGUGUUCAGCUUCAACUCCUUAUCUGAUAAAUAAUAUUUUUGUAAUGAAAUUAAAUCGAUUUUAUGGAUUAAAUUGGGUUAAUUGGAUUUUCCAAAUUUUAUUAACAAUAUCAACUCAAUUACUUGGAUUUAGUUUUGCUAUGAUUAUGAAAAAAGUUUGUGUUUAUCCAAAUAAAGCAAUUUGGCCAACAAUUUUACCAACAAUAGCUUUAAAUAAAGCUUUAAUGAAUCAAAAUAAUCCUACUACUACUACUAGUAGUAGUACUACUAGUAGUAUUGUUCAUGGUUGGAAAAUAUCUCCUUAUUCAUUUUUUUUAGUGACUUUUACUAUUAGUUUCAUAUAUAAUUGGAUUCCAAAUUAUUUUUUCAAAGCAUUAUCAUUAUUUAAUUGGCCAACUUGGUUUAAUCCUAAACUGAUUCAUUUAGUUAAUAUUACUGGAUCAAAUAUUGGAUUAGGAUUUAAUCCAAUCCCAUCAUUUGAUUGGAAUAUUAUUGGUAAUGGUUCAAGUAUGAUAAUUCCAUUUUAUACAUUUUUUAAUCGUUAUUUAGGAACAUUUUUAGGAUUUAUUAUUAUUUUAAUGGUUUAUUAUACUAAUAAUAAUUGGACAGCUUAUUUACCAAUUAAUUCAAAUCGAUUAUAUAAUAAUAAAGCUCAAUUAUAUAAUGUUCAUGAUAUACUUAAUGAUACCAAUAAAUUAUUUGAUAAUGAAAAAUAUCAAAAAAUUGGUCCACCAUAUUUUUCUGCAGCAAAUUUAGUGAUUUAUGGUGCUUAUUUUUGUCUUUAUCCUUUUGCUAUAUUAUAUCAUGGAUUAACUGAAUGGAAUUCUAUGAAAACAAGUUUUAUUAAUGUUUGGAGUUCAAUAGUUGAUGCAUUUAAACUGGAACAAGAGAUUGAUUUCGGGAUUGAAUCAAAUAAUGACGACGACAACAACAACAACAACAACAACUUUGGAUUAUAUCGCCAAUAUGGGAGAUAUGCUAAUGAUCCUCAUUGUAAAAUGAUGGCUCAUUAUCCUGAUGUACCUGAUUGGUGGUUUAUAACAAUAUUAUUAAUUAGUACUCUGUUUGCUAUAGCUGCGGUAUGGUUUUACCCUGUUGAAACACCAAUUUGGGGGAUUUUUUUCACUAUUAUCAUUAAUUUUAUUUUUUUAAUCCCUUUAACAUCAAUUGCUUCAGUCACAGGAUUUUCAUUUGGAUUAAAUGUUCUUGUUGAAUUAAUUGUUGGAUAUGCUAUACCUAAUUCUGGUAUUGCUUUAAUUACUUUAAAAGCUUAUGGAUAUAAUAUUGAUAGUCAAGCCAGUAAUUAUAUUACUGAUCAAAAAUUAGCUCAUUAUACUAAAAUCCCACCUCGAGCAAUUUUUAAAGGUCAAUUAUUAUCAACUUUAUUAAAUAUUAUAAUAUCAUUAAUUAUAACUAAUUGGCAAUUAAAUAAUAUUGAAAAUAUUUGUGAUCCUCAUCAAAAAAAUCAAUUUAAAUGUCCUGGAGCAAAUACUUAUUUUUAUUCAAGUAUUCAAUAUGGAGAAAUUGGUCCAACAAAAGUUUUCGGGAAAUUAUAUCCAAUUUUAAAAUGGUGUUUCCUUUUAGGAAUAUUAUUAGUUUUCCCUUGUGUUUGGUUAAAACGUAAAUUUCCUAAUAAAAUUAUUCAAAAAUAUUUUCAACCAACAAUUAUAAUUGGUGGUAUGUUAGAUUUUGCUCCUUAUAAUUUACUGUAUUUCACUGGAGGAUUAUAUAUUUCUUUUAUUUUCAUGUUUUAUAUUAAAAAAAAUUAUUUACUUUGGUGGGAAAAAUAUAAUUAUAUUUUAACUAGUGGAUUAUCUGCUGGAGUUGCUUUUAGUACUUUAAUAAUUUUUUUCACAGUUCAAUAUCAUCCUUAUCCAUUAAAAUGGUGGGGGAAUUCAAUUGGUCAACAAGGUAUUGAAGGUGGAGAAAUUUCACCAAUUUGGAAAAAUAUUGAUACUGCUCCUGAUGGUUAUAUUGGGUUAAGAAAAGGUCAUUUCCCAUAG
Messenger RNA from Candida dubliniensis CD36, 2913 nucleotides. RefSeq names its product Opt6p (gene OPT6). The transcript has a single exon. Gene Ontology annotation, biological process: transmembrane transport. NCBI's taxonomy places the organism in Eukaryota, Fungi, Ascomycota, Pichiomycetes, Serinales, Debaryomycetaceae. The record is from RefSeq and is a predicted model, not a curated record. Bases 1 to 2913 code for a protein of 970 amino acids. Gene Ontology annotation, molecular function: oligopeptide transmembrane transporter activity.